Messenger RNA from Suillus clintonianus, 381 nucleotides. RefSeq lists its product as uncharacterized. NCBI's taxonomy places the organism in Eukaryota, Fungi, Basidiomycota, Agaricomycetes, Boletales, Suillaceae. The record is from RefSeq and is a predicted model, not a curated record. The transcript is spliced from 4 exons. The annotation marks the transcript as partial.
AUGCUCAACCUCCCAACACUUCACACCUACCUCACACAGCUACUCUCACCCACCGACACCAUUCACACCGCACUACUUCUAACACCAGAGGGUGCGAUCGUCUCCUUUGCCUUGCUGCAUCUGGCACGCUCGAAGGAUGAGAUAUGGAUAUUGGCUGGGUUGAGUGCUGAGGUGUGGGCUGAGACGAGGUGUGAGGAAGGGGAUGCGAAGGGGAUGGGGAUGGCAGAGAGUGAGCUGGGACGAAUAGUCGUAGUCCCUGUGGACGAUGCUAGUCCAGAAGUACAAGAAGAAAGAGAACCACUGUUAUUACUUGCUGUAAACGGUGGUGCAGAAGCAGAUUGGAAGACUAUGUGUGCAAAAGUACGCCUUUCACAUACUCAU